Molecule: messenger RNA, 1096 nt
Organism: Cottoperca gobio
Lineage: Eukaryota; Metazoa; Chordata; Actinopteri; Perciformes; Bovichtidae
Product: CMRF35-like molecule 1
Exons: 4
Coding region: 84-839 (251 amino acids)
Cellular component (GO): plasma membrane
Molecular function (GO): transmembrane signaling receptor activity
Source: RefSeq, a predicted model, not a curated record
AGAGUUGUCAUUCAUUUGAAGAAAAUUACGAAGAAGUGAAAUCAGGGUGAGAUAAGAAAAGCAAAGGAAAGAAACAGACACGUAUGUUUCUUUCAAGCAGCUUGAAGAUGAUUUUUCUAAUGUUGGUCUUUCUUGUGGGAGGGUUACGGAAGACUGAAGCUAUAUCAAUAACAGGAGAAUUGGGAAAGGAUGUCACAAUACAAUGCUCUCACUCCAACGCAUUCUACAAAGUCAAAUAUUUCUGCAACGAAGCGUGUAACGAUGAAGGUAUCUUAGUAAGUAGCGUGAAAGUAGAUUCAAAUAAGAAAUACAGUAUCAAAAAUGAAGGAAACACAUUCCACGUGACCAUCUCUCAUCUGACGGGGGAGGACUCAGGAACUUACUGGUGUGGAAUAGAAAGAAUUGGUUUCGACACAUACAGCAAAGUAGUCCUCACAGUCACAGUCAUAGACGAAAAAACAAAGACCCCCAAAGACGAUUUUUCAGAGAUGUUGUUGUACAUCGGAGUAGGACUCGGGGGGGUUGUGCUGAGUCUGACGACGGCCCUUCUACUAUUCUUCAGACUUCGAAACAGAGACAUCCACGCAUCUUCUGGUGAGGACCAUAACACGGUUUAUGCAACACAUUCCAGUCAGAAACAAGAUCGAAACCCUGUCACUACUUCCUCUUCAACAGCCAAUGAGGAUCAAGAAACAAAGUCCAACGUCAGCACUUCAUCCGAGUCUCAGAAACAACCAGACGGCCUCUUCUACUCCACUGUUAGCUUCAGCAAACACCCAGACUGCAGCACUACUCAUCACAGAGCAACAGAUGAAUCAACAGUAAUUUACAAUGUCUGAACUCAGCGCUGAGCAUCUUCACUGUUAAGUGCUACAACAGUUACAGUACCCACCAUUCACACAUUUCUGUAGGUCCACAGGUUGUUGUGAAAUAAUUAUUACCAUUCAUGCAGGACAGAUACUAUUAUAGGAAAUAUGUAGACAAGUCUUCUAAAAUAAUGUAUUAAAAGUAUAUAUAAUAUUUCAGUAGAUUUAAGAUUUAAAGCUAAUAAAAAUUACAUUGUAAAAUCAAUAAAAACAAUUAAUUCUCCAAGUCA